AUGAACGGGAUCUUCGCCAUCGAGAAACCUAGUGGAAUCUCCUCCAACCAAUUUCUUCAGAAGCUGAAGCAUGCACUGACAAAAAGUCAGGUGUUUUCUAAGGACCUACAGAAAGCGAUUGCGGAGAGGGCAAUGCAGUACCAGAAAGAGACGGGACGCAAGCCGAGCAAGCACAAGCUGCGGAAAGUGUCACAGAUUAAAAUGGGGCACGGCGGGACUCUUGACCCUCUAGCAUCGGGGGUGAUGAUCGUUGGAAUUGGCACCGGCACCAAAAAACUGUCAGAAUACUUAUCUGGGACCGUCAAAAUGUAUGAAAGCGAGGCACUAUUCGGGCUGUCGACAACAUCCGGCGAUAUGGAGGGUGAUAUCCUUAAUGAGACAUCUACAGCGCACUUAGAUAUCGAGUCGCUGAAGACGGUCGAGAAGAAGUUCGUUGGUGCGCUCAAACAGACGCCGCCGAUCUACGCUGCGCUGAAGAUGAACGGGAAGCCUCUGCAUGAAUACGCGCGCGAGGGUAUCCCAUUGCCCAAAUCAAUCGAGCCGCGCAAAGUCACGGUGUAUGAGCUCGAAGUAUUCGAUGACUCUCUGUCAACAAACCACAGCUAUCGGCUAUUGAAGCCGCCAUCUGACAGUGUUAAGGCGGCCAUUGAGAAAAUGAACGCCAACAUAGAUAACGACACUCUAUAUUAUUCAGAAGAGUAUUGCGCCAGCCAAGGGCUUGAUAGCCAGGAGGCCAAAAUAGAACCGCCGAUCAAGCUGACUGAGGAGGAACGUGCCGCAAUAAAUGAGCAGGGCGAUAAUUAUAGAGCUCCGUUGCUACACUUCAAGGCAAAGGUGUCAUCUGGCACCUACAUUCGGUCCCUGGUAAGCGAUAUAGGCAAGGCCAUGCGCUCCUCAGCGUACAUGGUGAAACUAAUACGGACGGAACAGCAAAACUGGUCCCUAACGAAAAAUAACGUUUUCAAACUAGAGGAUUUCACGGAUCGUGACGAAGCCCUUUGGGUCCCAGUCCUGGAAAAGGUACUGGAGACUGGUCACGAGGUUAAACUCGAUGAGGAGUUUAAAAGUGCUGAGCAGAAGCUCGCUGACAGCAAGAUGCUUUUAGAGAAAAGUGCAGAGCAGUUUUCAGAGGCACCUGUGGAUGAACCUUCGCAGCAGAGUGAUGUGCCAGAGGAGUGUGCCAAUCCGAAAAAGCGUGACAUCGACUCGAUUGUAUAA
This is a messenger RNA of Eremothecium gossypii ATCC 10895, 1218 nucleotides long. RefSeq names its product pseudouridine synthase PUS4 (gene PUS4). The transcript has a single exon. Gene Ontology annotation, molecular function: pseudouridine synthase activity; RNA binding. The coding region runs from base 1 to 1218 and encodes 405 amino acids. Gene Ontology annotation, cellular component: mitochondrion. NCBI's taxonomy places the organism in Eukaryota, Fungi, Ascomycota, Saccharomycetes, Saccharomycetales, Saccharomycetaceae. The record is from RefSeq and is marked provisional. Gene Ontology annotation, biological process: tRNA modification; mRNA pseudouridine synthesis.